AUGUUGUUCAAACGAGCACGUGAUCUCGUCUCGGACGUAUAUCAUGGUUUAAUACAUGGCUCUGUACGUGAUAUUGCUAAAUGUAGUAAAAUAGUCAAAGCAAUUGAUAACAAUAAUAUUGAUGAAUUAAAAAUAUUACUUCCACAAUUAAAUCAUAAAGAUGUUGAAGACUAUCUUCGACAACCAGUGGAUUCCAUGAAACGAACACCAUUACAUUUUGCUGCUUGGGCAGAAAAUACUGAAAUAUUAGAAAUGUUACUUACUUAUGUUAAUGAACCUGAUGUUGAAGAUAAAACUGGAGCAACACCAAUGAUGUUCGUUGUUGGUAGUGGUAAUGAUUGUUUAAAAAAAAUGACUAUGUUAAUUAGUAAACAUGCAGAUGUGAAUAGAAAAGAUAAAUCUGGUUGGACAUUAGUUCAUGCUGCUGUUAAAUCAAGAAGACGAGAUCUUUUAGAAUUAUUAGUAAAUAAAGGUGCUAAUAUACAUAUAGUUGAUGGUGAUAAUCGUUCAUUAUUACAUAUAGCAUGUGAUAAUGGUGAUAUAUCAAUUGUAAAAUAUCUCUUAGGUAAAAAUGCUAGUUUAAAAGUACAAGAUAAAAAUGGUUGGACACCAUUACAUGUCGCAUGUGGUCCAGCUGAUGAUUAUGAACUUGUUCAUUAUUUAAUACAACAUGGUGCUGAUCCAUAUGUUUAUGAUAUGAAUCAUUCAACUCCACUUGAUUUAGCAACACAAUUUAAAGCAAAACAAGUUGAACGUUAUUUAAAAGUUCUUAUUCAAAUGGAUCCUGAUACAGAUAUCGAUGAUCUAUGUUCCGAAUCUGGUAUGACGAAUGAUACAUAUGAAAGUGAUAAUGUCUUCGAAUCGGAACCGAAUUCCAAACGAGUAUCACAAAAAUCUAAUAUAUCUUUUCGAAUGGUUGAAUUAAAUCCAAUGAAACAACAAGUUGUUAAACUUUAA
Messenger RNA from Adineta steineri, 957 nucleotides. NCBI's taxonomy places the organism in Eukaryota, Metazoa, Rotifera, Eurotatoria, Adinetida, Adinetidae. The record is from the annotation of a GenBank genome assembly.